Messenger RNA from Tripterygium wilfordii, 2717 nucleotides. RefSeq names its product probable boron transporter 2. Gene Ontology annotation, biological process: monoatomic anion transport; monoatomic ion homeostasis; transmembrane transport. The transcript is spliced from 12 exons. NCBI's taxonomy places the organism in Eukaryota, Viridiplantae, Streptophyta, Magnoliopsida, Celastrales, Celastraceae. Gene Ontology annotation, cellular component: plasma membrane. The record is from RefSeq and is a predicted model, not a curated record. Gene Ontology annotation, molecular function: solute:inorganic anion antiporter activity. The coding region runs from base 395 to 2542 and encodes 715 amino acids.
UAGUCCUCAAAGUGCUUUUAUUGCGUAAUGUGAUCGUGAUUUUAGGCAUUGUUGUUAGUUUCGUCAAUCCCCAUUUGCAGCCAAGUGUUGUAAGUCAUUCCUACUGUGAUUUCAAACAUGGGUUUUCGCUAGUUUUCUUCCUUCGAUUCUAUAGAUGCCCAUUUUGUUCAAGUUAUAAUACACUGUUGAAAAUGGAAGUUACUGUGAUGGGUUCUCUUUAAUUUUACAGUUUUUGUACACUAAGCCUCACGAGUCUUCAGCUUCAUUGGGAUUUUGUCCCUAAUUGGCCCCUCGAGUCAGUUGAAUCCGUUUAGUGUCUUGUGUUUCCGUUUCUUCAAACAAAAAGUAAAAAAAUAUUUAGUCUUCUUAUUCCAAAAGGAAACUUUGGAUUAUCAUGGAGGAAACAUUUGUUCCCUUCCGUGGGAUCAAGAAUGAUCUCAAAGGAAGACUAUUGUGCUACAAGCAAGACUGGACAAGUGGCUUCCAGGCAGGUAUCAGGAUUCUUGCUCCAACGACAUAUAUAUUUUUUGCUUCCGCAAUUCCAGUUAUAUCUUUUGGGGAGCAGCUGGAAAGAGAAACAGAUGGAAUUCUGACUGCAGUGCAAACUCUUGCAUCAACAGCACUUUGUGGUAUCAUUCACUCAGUUAUUGGAGGGCAGCCCCUGCUCAUACUGGGGGUGGCUGAACCGACAGUGCUGAUGUACACAUUUAUGUUUAACUUUGCAAAGGAUAGGAAGGAUUUGGGACCUAAACUCUUCUUAGCCUGGACCGGAUGGGUUUGUGUGUGGACGGCCCUUUUACUUUUUCUACUAGCCAUUCUGGGUGCAUGCUCUAUUAUUAAUAGAUUUACACGCGUUGCUGGUGAACUAUUUGGUCUUCUGAUUGCAAUGCUUUUUAUGCAGCAGGCCAUACGGGGAGUUGUGGAGGAGUUUGGCAUUCCGGAGAGGCAAAAUUCCAACCUCACUGCGCUGCUUCCAUCGUGGCGAUUUGGCAAUGGAAUGUUUGCACUGGUUCUUUCAUUUGGCCUUCUUCUAACAGCUCUAAAGAGCCGUAAAGGGAGAUCUUGGCGCUAUGGGACAGGUUGGUUACGAGGAUUCGUAGCAGAUUAUGGAGUCCCACUUAUGGUGCUUGUAUGGACAGCUAUAUCUUAUAUUCCUGUUAAUGAUGUUCCUAGAGGUAUCCCAAGGCGGCUUUUCAGCCCAAAUCCAUGGUCUGUAGGUGCACAUUCUAAUUGGACUGUUAUCAAGGAAAUGGUGAAUGUACCUCCUUUAUACAUAGUUGGAGCAUUUAUUCCGGCAACUAUGAUUGCUGUGCUAUACUACUUUGAUCACGGCAUUGCAUCUCAACUUGCCCAACAACAGGAAUUCAAUUUGAAGAAACCUGCUUCAUAUCAUUAUGAUCUUCUUCUUUUGGGAUUUUUGGUUAUCUUGUGCGGUCUUAUUGGCAUUCCCCCUUCCAAUGGUGUAAUUCCUCAAUCUCCAAUGCAUACAAAAAGCUUAGCUACCCUGAAACAUCAGAUUUUGCGGAAUAAGCUAGUAUCAACAGCUCGCAAAUGUAUGCAAAAAAACUCAAACUUGGGUCAGUUAUACCGAAGCAUGCAACAAGCUUACAAUGAAAUGCAAACUCCACUGGUGUAUCAGAUGCCUUCUGCUCUGGGGUUAAAAGAUCUGAAAGAAUCAACAAAACAGAAGGCCUCAAGUAGUGGCUACAUUGGUGCUCCCGUUGAUGAGACUGUCUUCGACGUGGAUAAGGAUAUUGAUGAUCUUUUACCUGUUGAAGUCAAAGAGCAACGCCUCAGCAAUCUGCUUCAGGCAUUGAUGGUUGGUUCUUGUGUUGCUGCUAUGCCUAUCCUGAAGAAGAUUCCAACUUCAGUUCUUUGGGGAUACUUUGCUUUCAUGGCCAUUGAAAGCUUGCCCGGAAAUCAAUUUUGGGAGCGGAUAUUGCUGCUUGUCACAGCUCCAAAUCGAAGAUUCAAAGUGCUGGAGGAUGGUCAUGCAACCUUUAUCAAGACAGUUCCCUUCAAAACAAUUGCAGCAUUCACCUUGUUCCAGACUGCUUACCUGCUCAUGUGCUUUGGCAUAACAUGGAUACCAAUUGCGGGGGUCCUCUUCCCAUUGUUGAUCAUGCUUCUUGUCCCUGUGCGGCAGUAUCUGCUCCCCAAGUUUUUCAAAGGAGCCCAUCUUCAAGACUUGGAUGCUGCAGAAUACGAGGAAACUCCUUCCGUAUCUUUCAACAUGGCAUUUGAAGAGCUAAAUUCUGAAUCAAGAUCAAGUAACGCAGUCGAUGCAGAAAUUUUUGAUGCCAUUAUCACCAGAAGCCGUGGUGAGAUCCACAGCAGCCGGAGUCCUAAACUAACAAGUUCAGCCCCAGCAUCAUAUAGCCCAGAGCUGUCACAGAGGGUAUACAGUCCCCGUAUAAACGAACGCAGGGUGGAUCGGAGCCCCCAGUUUGGUGGAAAUGGAAAUGACAAUGAAAUUAAGCCAGCUCUCUGUCCUGGACCAUCAUCUAACUUGGGACAUGGUACUCAUGGUUCAUGCUUCUAGUGAGAGGUCAUUCCCCCCCCCAAGUUCAUGUAACUAUGUGUUAUAUUGUAGUUUAGUGUUCUUGUUUAUCCCAUACAGGUUGGGCAGAAGACAAUGAUGAAACUAAAAGACACACUAUUUAUACACUAUCAACACCUCAUACCAAUCAGUUGUCCGAUGGGCAGCGGAUGGAUUC